Molecule: messenger RNA, 1870 nt
Organism: Stylophora pistillata
Lineage: Eukaryota; Metazoa; Cnidaria; Anthozoa; Scleractinia; Pocilloporidae
Product: ribose-phosphate pyrophosphokinase 2
Biological process (GO): 5-phosphoribose 1-diphosphate biosynthetic process; ribonucleoside monophosphate biosynthetic process; purine nucleotide biosynthetic process
Cellular component (GO): ribose phosphate diphosphokinase complex; cytoplasm
Molecular function (GO): ATP binding; ribose phosphate diphosphokinase activity; magnesium ion binding
Source: RefSeq, a predicted model, not a curated record
GUGACUGCUCUUGGUACAUUUGCCGCCAACAUUUGCCUGUUGAAAGUUCUCAAAUAUGCCGAACAUUAAGAUUUUUGGAGGAAAUUCUCAUCAAUUACUGGCUAAAUUGAUUUCAGAACGAUUAGGGAACGAACUGGGGAAGUGUGUGUUGAAAAAAUUCUCAAACAAGGAAACCAGUGUUGAAAUCGGUGAAUCAGUGCGAGGAGAAGAUGUCUUCAUUGUGCAAAGUGGUUGUGGUGAUGUAAAUGAUAACUUAAUGGAACUGCUGAUCAUGAUCAAUGCUUGUAAGAUUGCUUCAGCCCAGCGUGUCACAGCUGUUAUUCCAUGCUUUCCAUAUGCAAGACAAGAUAAGAAGGACAAGAGUCGAGCACCAAUUUCAGCUAAACUGGUUGCAAACAUGUUGUCAGUAGCUGGUGCAGAUCAUAUUAUUACUAUGGACCUUCAUGCUUCACAGAUACAGGGUUUCUUUGAUAUACCAGUGGACAACUUGUAUGCAGAGCCUGCUGUGUUAAGGUGGAUCAGAGAACACAUUCCUGAGUGGGAACGAGCAGUUAUUGUUUCACCUGAUGCUGGAGGAGCUAAAAGAGUAACAUCCAUUGCUGAUCAUUUGAAUGUUGGCUUUGCCUUGAUUCAUAAGGAGCGAAAAGUUGCCAAUGAAGUGGCCAGCAUGGUUCUUGUUGGAGAUGUUAAAGAUCGUACAGCAAUACUAGUUGAUGACAUGGCUGACACCUGUGGAACACUAACACUUGCAGCUCAGAAAUUAAGAGAUGCUGGUGCUGCUAAAGUCUAUGCUAUACUGACGCAUGGAAUAUUCUCUGGCCCUGCUCUGCGGAGAAUUGAAGAAAGUGAUCUUGAAGCUGUUGUAGUCACAAAUACCAUCCCACAAGAAAGCAAAAUGGAAAAUUGUGCAAAGAUUAAGUGCAUUGAUAUUUCCAUGAUCCUUGCUGAGGCUAUCCGCAGAACGCAUAAUGGUGAAUCAGUCUCUUACCUGUUCACUAAUGUUCCCCUUUGAAAAAUACAAACCUGCGUACUAGAGAGUUUGGGGUUUUUGUAUGAUGACUCCUAGAGUUAACAGAUUAUAUUUGUUAUAGUCAGAAUAGCAAUUCAUACGUGUUCACUAUUAAACAGCCCUCUGAGCUUUGACUGUUUUGACCACCUUGGCAAGUAGGUAAAAAAUGUUGUUGGCCACAAAUUGUAGCCAUAUUUGGCAAUCAGUGUUUGGCAGUCGUGUAACAAGCUCUAGCCUUGGUUUUUCAAAGUAUUUAUGUUGUGGAGUUCAAGUAAGGUAAUCAUAUACAUAUAGUAUUUUUAAUGCCUUAUCGGUUCCAGUUAUAAACAUUUGCUUCUGUCACCUUGAGUGACUUUGUGGUAAGCCUUGACAUGUCAAGUGAAAUUCACUAACUGACUACUGGCAAUUUAGGCCAUGGUGCUUGUUUCAAAGAAAAGGCUGUGGUUGCCAAUCUAAUACACCACACAAUGAUGCACAGAGUGCUUUUAUGGGGACUUCAUUUCAUUUCUACAUGGUUAUUCUUUCAUCACGACACACUUACACCAUGCUUUAGCUGACAGACAUGUUAUAUUUCUUAAAAAUUGAUACUAAGUGAAGAUAAAACCAUUAAAAGAUUAUGAUGAAAUUAUACCAGUUAACUCUUAUGAAUGCAAAGUAAAUAGCUACUUGCAACUUUUAUUGCCAGUUUGAAAAGGUACGGAACUUUUGUGAAGGACAACAGGUUUAAUUAUCUUCCCUAAUGCCCACUCAUGUUUGCUAAAUAAGGUAACUUUCUCUGGCCUGUUAAGGUUUCAUCUGGUUUUACGUUGCAAGAAAUUCAUUAGUUUGCCAUUAUUUUCAGAACAAACAAUGUUCAACUUU